Molecule: messenger RNA, 5591 nt
Organism: Petromyzon marinus (sea lamprey)
Lineage: Eukaryota; Metazoa; Chordata; Hyperoartia; Petromyzontiformes; Petromyzontidae
Gene: PCIF1
Product: phosphorylated CTD interacting factor 1
Cellular component (GO): nucleus
Molecular function (GO): mRNA (2'-O-methyladenosine-N6-)-methyltransferase activity; RNA polymerase II C-terminal domain binding
Source: RefSeq, a predicted model, not a curated record
AGCCAAUGGGCGCUCGACCCGGGGGCGGGGCCCGCGCGUGCGCACUCGCGCGCCCCCCUCAAAAUGGUGACGAGACGGCGCGGCGCGGAGCGGGGAGGACGCGGCGCGGACGAGCGCUAGGAGCGGCGCGCAGCGGGCAGCUGCCUCCCCCCUAAUGCUGAGGCAGCAAGGCCGUGAGGGCGGAUGCGGAGCCGGCAAUGUCUGCCGAGCAGCACAACUCUGCCCGCAACAACCAUGCGGCGGCGACGGCGGUGGCGGUGGUGGCAGCGGUGCCAGCCCUCGCUCCUGGAGCCAGUCCGGCACAUCCCCAGCCCGUGCCGGUGGCGCACGCUCAGCCGCUGUCGCCCCCGCUGGUGCAAGACUUGCCCGAUGAACUCAUCCAAGGCGGUUGGAGUAAAUGCUGGAGCCGACGGGAGAACCGGCCCUACUUUUACAAUCGCUUCACCAAGCAGUCGCUGUGGGAGCUGCCUGCGUUGGGACAGCACGAUGUCAUUUCAGAUCCGCUGGGUCUGAAUGCGGCCCCGGUUGGCGGGGUGCCGGGCGCACCUGCGGCGGGCGCCACCGGAGCCUCCGCCGAGGAUGCUGCUCUCAGGAAGCGCCGGCUGUCGGAGGAGAUCGGGGCCGGCGUCGCAGGGGCAGCGAGUGCCGUGUCCAAGCGGACCAAGUCGGAGGACGUCAUGCCGGUCACCCCAGUGGCACCUGUCCCCAAGGGCUGGAAGACGGAGGGUGGAUUUGCUAGUCCCACACAGAAGCCCAAGCCUCCCACCCUGCCCUUCCCAAUUUACUGGAACCUGGAGGUGCCGACGAACGCGGUGAUCAAAGAGCGGGGCCUGUUCGACACGUUCCACCCUCACCCCGAGGUGGAGUUGUUCCGUGCGCAGCUCACGGUGCGCCUGCGGCAUCAGUACCAGGAGUUGUGCCAGCAGAGAGAGGGGGUGGACGCGCCACGCGAGUCAUUCAACCGCUGGCUGCUGGAGCGCAAAGUGAUCGACAAAGGUCGCGACCCCAUGCUGCCCAGCGACUGCGAGCCCGUCGUGUCGGUGUCCAUGUUCCGCGAAAUCCUCAAUGACAUCCCCAUACGGCUGUCACGCAUCAAGUAUCGCGAUGAUGCAAAGAAGCAGCUGUUUAAAUAUGCCGAGGCAGCAAAACGCAUGAUCGACAACAGGAACGCGUCCCCAGACAGCCGCAAGAUUGUCAAGUGGAACGUGGAGGAAACGUUCAACUGGCUGCGGAAGGAGCCAUCGCCCUCCAAGGAGGACUACCUGGACCGCCUGGACCACCUGCGCCGUCAGUGUGGCCCCCACCUGGCUGAGGUGGCCAAGGAGUCGGUGGAGGGGAUCUGUGCCAAAAUCUUCACGCUGUCCUGCGACUAUGUCAAGCGCAUCCGAGACAAGAACCUGGACAUGCUCAAGGAGAACAAGCUCGCCCUGCCAGAAGAGGCUGCUGCGGUGGCGGUUGCAGUCCCUCCAGCCGUUGAUCGGCUGGUUUACUGCUUCCCAGCUCGCCUCUCCAUACCCCCCUGGCCCCUGCCGCGUGUGGAGAUGCACACAGAGAAUGACAUGACCUGCCUCCGCUACCGUGGGGAGAUGGUCAAAAUCAACCAAAACUACUUCAACAAGCUGGAGCACCUAUACAGGCUGGGCUCCACGGACGACCCCCGCUUUGAGAAGUUCCUGGCGCGUGUCUGGUGUCUGCUGCGGCGAUACCGGCAGACCAUGUUCGGUGUGGGCGGCAGCGAGGGCGCAGGACUGCACGGCGCACUGCCGGUGCCCGUGUUUGAGGCACUGCAUCGACACUUUGGCGUCACCUUCGAGUGCUUCGCGUCGCCCCUCAACUGCUACUUCCGACAGUACUGCUCCGCCUUCGCCGACACGGACGGAUACUUUGGCUCUCGAGGGCCCAUACUGGACUUCAAUCCAGUAAGCGGCUCCUUUGAAGCCAACCCCCCCUUCGGAGAAGAACUCAUGAAUGCCAUGGUGGAUCACUUUGAGAAUCUGAUGUCGAGCUCGACAGAGCCGUUGUCCUUCAUCGUGUUUGUGCCCGAGUGGCGCGAGCCUGUCACGCCGGCGCUGCUGCGCAUGGAGGAGAGCCGCUUCAAGCGGCGCCAGGUCCUGGUGCCGGCCUUCGAGCACGAGUACCGCAACGGCGCGCAGCACGUGUGCAAGGGGGAGGACCUACACAUCCGCGCGGUGCACGGCACGGCAAUCAUCUUCCUGCAGAACGAUGCCGGCUUCGCCAGGUGGGAGCCCACGGCCGACCGUUUGCGCUUGCUGCUCGAGGCUUACCGCGUGCAGGGGCGGCAGCAGCAGGCGACACCCUCAACGCCCUCGACCACAGCCCCGAGCAGCACCCCUUCGCACACCGCCUCCACCUCCACUUCGUCACCGGCUGUCGAGUCAUCGGCAGGGGGGUCGGCAGUGGUGUCCCCCACGACCUCAUCUGCGGGACAGGGCGAGGGAAGUGGAACAGCAACAACAGCUGCAGCAGCAGAGCAGACUGAGAACCACGAUGAGACGAAACAGCCCGUGCCUGCCGAGGAGCCCAAGAAGGAGGAGGAUAAGAUUCUGGAAAGUAUUGAGGAGUGGAUCUGAGGUAGCGGCACGGGUGCUCGUGGGAGACCGUGCGUGUCUGGGAGCCCCCCCCCGCCCACCGGUGUUGGUGGGGUAUUGCCGUCGCCGGGAUGGUAACAAGCUGGCGGCUUUGCUGCCGUCGCGAUGAGGCCCGCCGUGAUUGCGUCCGAGGAUCGACUUCCACAAAAAUGAAAGACAAAUGGAAACUGUUGCUUUAGGCGUGCCACUUUGUGAUUUUAUUGUCCCCCCUUACAUGCACCCUUUGCGCUGAGAAGUUUAGGGGGACCUAUUUUAACGGCAACAAGACACCGAAGGCAACAUUGGCCGGAACGUUUGCACCACAACCGGAAGGUUUGCCUCGCUGUGUGUAAUUUGUCUUAAGGAUAAAAAAAAACAACCCACCCACGUUUGGGAGAGGGCCGACUGCCCCCGCUUGCGUGACUGUCGUCACGUCACGAGUGCAUCACGUCUGACUUGUGUUUAACGCAGGGAACGUGUUUGUUCAGUUGCUUGCAUGCACUGUUGAUGGACUUGCACAUUCAUCCUUGUUCAUUUUACAAACCCAGGGUUUUAAUGGAGAAUUAUUUUUUCAAAUCCCUCAAGACAUGUCAAAUUAUAUCCAGUUGAGUUUUUUUUUGUUUGGAGCAGUCCGUCCCAUUAUACACCUGACACUGGUUUCCCUUCAAGCACUACCUCUUGAGUUUCUGCACUUAACUGCCGAAGAGCUUUUAAACAUCUUUUGCCGUUUUUUUAUGUUCAUGCUAUUUGAGAAGAGUCUGAAAAAAAACUAAAUCUUAUACAGUUUCAUGGAAGCGUUGUUUUAACAAAGUCCAGAUUAAAUAUUGGCGUGUUUUUGUCAUCCAACAAAUAGACUAUCAUAACAAAAAAAAAACAAUGUUCUGCUUGGGCUACAGCUGUUAAUUUGCAGCUUGAGCUUGGAUAUUGCUUGAGCUAGAAAAUGCUUGCAUAAGAAAAUAUACCCUGGCGUCUGUUAAAUUCUGGAGUUGCUCGCAUUCUAUUUUUUUGUGUUUAAAAAAAAAAUGUCAUUUAAAAAAAUCGCGUCAGACCGACAUGCGUAUGAAAGGCCGUUAAACCACUCCAUGCGCGACACGUGCGCAUCUGCUUGGGUUGCUGCUUUUCGCAACCUUUUUACCUCCCUACGAAUGGGGAAACUCGACAAGAGGAGUCGUGAAGCACUGAAAGCAAAUUUCCCUCCCUUUGGCCUCCGCAACACUCGGUCAGAGAGACGAAAGAUGCCCCUUGGAUUACAACCUCUCCACCUCACCCCCAAGAUGUCAUACUGAUUUUAAAAACAAAAGUGCAUUUUAAGCCAACGGUGAACGUAAAUAUUUUUGAAAGGCUGCCUUUUGGCACUUUUGUUUUAAAAGCAUUUUUUACCGGUGUAAUCUCUAAAAUAUUGAAUUGCAUCCGCUCACGUUAAAGGCCGCACCGUAAUUUUAUUUUCUUUGGGGUGCUCGUUUUCUCCGUGAAAUGUAAGCUCUCCCAUCCCGGGGACAACGGAGAGGAAGCAUCGGGUGACGAGUGCGCGGUCAUCCAGUAUCGUUGCCCAUCGCCCAACAUCAUUUAAGUCCAGCCGGAUUUUCCCCCGGCUUGACCGGACUGGAGUUGACUAGGACACUUGGGUCAUGUUUCCCCCCCCCCCAACCCUCCUCACCAUUUAUAUAACCCACAGCGGCUCGUGAGUUUUUGAACAUUGUGCUUGUUGUGAAUAAGUCCACGUAUUGUUGUUGUGCGUGCAUUUUGCAAGGUCAGCUGCAGUAGUUAAGCUUAUUUUUUUCAGGGGUGACGCAUUUCCUGGUAGAUCUUUGCAACUUGUGCUUGUCGUUUGAUCGUCCGCUUUUGGCACAGGUUGGUGGUGGUGGUGGUGGUGUUCGUGGCUUUUUUGCUUAACUUUUAAUGACCGUUAAUGCUUAAACCUACAUAAUUAAAACACCUUAGCAUUAUCUAAAUCUCAUUAACAGUAAUGUUGAUAUUGUUAUUUUUGUAAGUAAUAUUUUUUUGUAAAUAGACCCUUGUGUACAGCCAUUUGCGUAAAGAAAUUCAUACAAACUAGAGACUGAUGAUUACCCCCCCAAGGCGUCGUGAAACGGACGUUACAGUAGUUGCCGAUUGCACUCCGCUAAGGUAAACUUCUCUGUUCCUUGUGAGUGUCUGUCAUGGUGCGCCAUGCACGCUCUCUCCUCCCCGCUGUCGUGAAUCAAGACGCAUGGGAUGUCUUCAGGUUCAGCGUAUCUGCCAACUUGAGUAUAUAUAUAUAAAAAAAUGCAGUACAAAACGUUGUACGCCAGGAGCUAUCACGCUGUUUUCUCUCCAGAGCUGAGUGGAUGGGUUUUGGUCAUUGAAUCGCUGGGGUUGCCGGAUUGGUUCAUUUGUGUACACACCUGCUCGCAGUUUCCACUCACAAGCCACAUCGGUUAACAAUGACAAUUGUUACCUUUUUAAAUCUUUGUUAAGGAAGGGCACCACUUAAAUCUUGGAAGGGGUCUUUCAGGAUAGGGCUCUUUUAAGUGUCAGCCAACUCAGUUUUGAGAUUAUUAGUCAUGUUGGAAAACUUAGAGUGCCAAGCAAAGAUAAUUAUUUGUGUGGAACACUCAAAGCACAGAUAUGUGAAAAGCGUGUUGGCUGUAUGUAUUUCUACAACCAGAUGGCUCUCAUGUAUACGGUAGAUCUAACUGUAAAUGUUAUAGAUCUUAUCCCCCCUCCCCACUGCAUGAACCACCAACCUGAUUUUCAAAGUCUGUGCCACCACACCUAUCAGUAUUUAGUAUUUACACCUGGUAAAUACCGUAGUGUGUGCACUUGCAGGUGUGUUCGGUAGCAUUAGUGCUCUUGACACAGGUCCUUGGUAUUGCUGCACAUUACUCAAAAUAGAGCAUUUCUUCACCGGCUUAGGCGUACUAUUUGUCAUUGUUAUGGCAGAUAAAGAGGGCAACCAGAAUGACUUGGUUGGCUACCGCGCGUCAUUGUGAGCACGUGGUGAUUCAGAAACGCUAGAGAAAA